Anopheles arabiensis is the source of this 3380-nucleotide messenger RNA. It is a transcript of the gene trh, whose product is annotated as protein trachealess. NCBI's taxonomy places the organism in Eukaryota, Metazoa, Arthropoda, Insecta, Diptera, Culicidae. The transcript is spliced from 6 exons. Gene Ontology annotation, biological process: regulation of transcription by RNA polymerase II. The record is from RefSeq and is a predicted model, not a curated record. Gene Ontology annotation, molecular function: protein dimerization activity; DNA-binding transcription factor activity, RNA polymerase II-specific; RNA polymerase II transcription regulatory region sequence-specific DNA binding. The coding region runs from base 191 to 2074 and encodes 627 amino acids.
CGCAUCCAACAGCCCGUUCGUCGUGCGCUGGUGCAAGAGCAAGUGAGCCCAGGCGCCACGGUAAAAUGUGCAAUUGAAAGCGUGAAAUUUGAAUCCUUUGGUAAACUUUGGUGAUAGCAGCGCAAUUUGUAAACUUCCAGCAGGUCCGCCAAGCCGCUACCGAUCGGGAAUUGUGUUCGUAAGUAGCAUUAUGUUCCCUUUCUCCUCCCUGCAAGUCGAGUAUAGCAAUUUUCAUCGGUCAUCGCAAAUCAUGUCGAACGCCCUGAGCAUGAGCAACUCCGGCUUUCCACACUCGUGGAUCGUCUCCGGGCAGGACUUCUGCCCGAUCACGUACUCCUCGAUCCAGGGCCACAACUCGGGCGUCUCGAGCAACCUCGCAACGGUCGAGCCGGGCCUGAUCGAGCUGCGCAAGGAAAAGUCGCGCGAUGCGGCCCGCUCCCGCCGCGGCAAGGAGAACUACGAGUUCUACGAGCUGGCAAAGAUGCUGCCCCUGCCGGCCGCCAUCACCAGCCAGCUGGACAAGGCGUCCAUCAUACGGCUCACGAUCAGCUACCUGAAGCUGAAGGAGUUCAGCGAGAACGGCGUGCCGUCCUGGUGCAAGGACCCGAUCGGCUUCCAGAACUACAACGCGCCGCAGUACUUCAACGAGAUGUUCGAGACGCACCUCGGCACGCACAUCCUCCAGUCGCUGGACGGGUUCGCCAUCUCGACCGGCGUGGACGGGCGCUUCCUCUACAUCUCCGAGACGGUCUCGAUCUACCUCGGCCUGUCGCAGGUGGAGAUGACGGGCAGCAGCAUCUUCGACUACGUGCACAAGAACGACCACGCGGAGGUCGAGCAGCAGCUCGGCAUCAAGAAGGGGGCGGAGUACGCGAGCUACGGCGGGUACGGGGACGAGGGGCCGACGGCCGAGAAGCCGGCGGUGCUGAAGCUGGGCAAGGACGCGCCGGGCGGCAAGGGCCUGCUGCCGGGCGAAUCGUACGAGGGCGACGAUCGGGCGUUCUGCAUCCGCAUGAAGUCGACGCUGACCAAGCGCGGCUGCCACUUCAAGUCGUCCGGCUACCGGGUGAUACUGCUGCUCUGCCACCUGCGCAAGAAGGGCGCGGGGCAGGAGGAGAGCCACACCGACAAGCAGACGGUGAUCGGGAUGGUGGGCAUCGGGAUAGCGCUGCCGCCGCCCUCGCUGCACGAGAUCAAGCUCGAGUCGGACAUGUUCGUGUUUCGCACCAGCCUCGACCUAACCAUCAUACACUGCGAGAACAGGAUUUCCAGUUUUCUGGACUACACCGCCGACGAGCUGAACGGGAAGAGCAUCUACAGCCUCUGCCACGGUCAGGAUGCGCACAAGCUGAAAAAGAGCCACAGUGAGCUAAUUCAAAAGGGCCAGGUGCUGACCCCGUUCUACCGCAUCCUGAACAAGAACGCGGGCUACUUCUGGAUCCAGUCCUGCUGCACGAUGGUCUGCCAGACGAAGAACAUGAGCGACCAGACGGUGAUCUGCGUCAACUACAUCAUCACCAAGCCGGAGAAGGAGAACCUCAUCCUGGACAUCUCGCAGAUCCCGUCGGCGGCGGGCGUGCUCGGCGACUACCACGCGAAGGUGCUGCCGCCCGCCACCGGGGCGGCCGGCUCGAAAAAGCCCCAGCCAGCGGACGGGUACGAGCUGGAGACGGGCGGCGUUACCCAUCCCACCCACCAUGGGCAUCAUCACGGCGACGGCAGCGGCGGCGGCGGCUACCAUCUGGACGGCGGCGUCUCGCACGUCGACCACAAGGUGGACCUGCUGGACAAGGCCGGCCUCGGCAAGGGCGGGCUGGCGAUGGCGUACGGUGGCGACAAGAAGGAGCACGACUACAAGGACAAGCUGCUGGAGCAGCGCGAGAAGGGCUGCAGCAAUAGCAAGCACCAGCGCCUCAAGAGCGGCAGCCCGAUGCUGAACGCGAUGCCGAACGAGAACGGCGAGCGGCUGGACGCGAAGAAGCCGUCCGGCGGCAAGAAGAGCGUCAACAACCGGGCCAGCGUCAUCCGGGUGCUGAACAAACCGUCGAAGAAGGUGCUGCAGGAGUCCCACUAGAGGGCCACCAAUCAAUCUUUCAUCACACACACACACACACAAACACACAGCCAGCGAUCAACAAACCGGUGUGGUGUUUUACCAUUUGGAUUAGUGUUUUAAAGUGGGACGACCCUAUCUCCCCACUCUUCCAUGCUCUGCUCACGCAACCUCAUCUGUUAGUGGAUUAGUGAUACGCCAUGCACACACACGCAGGGUUGGUGUAGAACGUAUUAGUGCUAGAGUUAAUUAUCCAAUCGCUUUGUGUCUACGAGCCAGUGGCGUACGUUUUAUAAUAGUAGUAAGUAAAGACUCGCGCGUUUUUUCACGGGCAUUUUUCUCAGCAAAAGAAGAAGAAGAAGAAGAAGAAGAAGGACGUUAGACAUUGCUCGCGUUUGAGUUAAAUAGUUGUUUUAUUUCGCUUCGUUUACAUAUAUUGCCAUAAGAAAGGGGGGUUUCGCAUCUCGAACGCUGGCCCGGCUCGGGAGGAGGGCCUUUGCCGGCGUGGGAUGCCCGGGGCGGACUGGUCGUGCAGGUACCCAAACGAAGCUGCGUAACAUAUUAACGAGGCAUGUCAGAACAUGCGCCCUGCCCUCCCCAAAACAGGAAUGUUGUUUGGCGAUGCUCUCUGACUUGCUGACGAUAGGUUUUUAUUAAUCGAAACGGAAAAUAUAAGUGUACUCGCCCCUCCUCAUCCUCCUAGGGCACUCACCUCAUUAAUAAAAUCAAUCCGCACGCACAAAAUGUUCCCUUGCACGACCAACAUGGCCCCAACCCUCUACUUCCAGGCUCCCAUGCCGUUUCUGCGCGCUCACUGUGAACGUUUGCUACAAUGCUAAAUAUAAUAAACCUUAACUGUAAAGCAAUAAUUAAAACAAAAAAAAAGGAAGUGAUUAUAAACGCGUUUUUGGGGGGGGGGAGGGGGGGAUGGAACUUCUUUUCGUGGUUAGAAAAUAAAAGGGGAAAGAAAGAGAGGCGAGAAAUCAAACUAAACAUAAUAAUAAUAAUAAUAAAAUAGCAAUCAUGUGCUUCAAAAAUCAAGCUCACUCCUUCGCACGUCUCAUCGAUAAAUAUUAAGAGAUAAACGGGCUACUGGGAGGGAGAGGGUAAAAAGAAAGAAAUCGGGAAGGCAUGACGUUUCGUUAGAUGAUAAUUAUUGCAGCUGAUAUAAUAAAAAAUAGUAUAUAUAUAUCCGUAGCGUGUAUGUGAAAAGUGCAUAACAUAUUAAAGUCUCGUUUUUUUCCUUUCUCUCUAUUAUCUACUGACGGGCGUCUGUGUUAAACUAUUCUUCCUUAAACAAAAAAGAAAAUAAAGGAAACCGUUCGGU